Molecule: messenger RNA, 777 nt
Organism: Rhizophagus irregularis DAOM 181602=DAOM 197198
Lineage: Eukaryota; Fungi; Glomeromycota; Glomeromycetes; Glomerales; Glomeraceae
Source: RefSeq, a predicted model, not a curated record
CUUUUUUAUUAUCCAUUCUAUAAAGUAAAUUUAUCUAUUGAACUAUGAUCUAUAAAAUAUGUAAAGAAUGUGAAAAAGAAAAUAAUAAAAAUAGAUGGUGUAAAGAAUGUAAUACAAAACAUUUUCAGCAAAAUUUUAAAAAUUGGACUAGUGGUAAUAAUGAUAUUGACAAAUUUAUUCAAGACACUCAACUAUCAGCAACUAAUUAUGAGAAAGUUUUAGAGUGGAUACCUUACAAUAAAUUAUAUGAUAUUGAAUAUAUUGCGAAAGGCGGUUUUGGAAAAGUUUAUAAAGCAAAAUGGAUUGAUGGAUAUAUUAGAAGUUGGGAUAUAAAUGAAAAUUGGAAACGAGAUUGUUCCAAUUGGCUUGUAGCACUGAAAAGUUUAAAUAAUUCAGAAAAUGUUACAUCAGAAUUUAUCAAUGAGAUAAAAAUGCAUUGUAUGGCUAGAGAAUACCAAACAGUUUCUGUUAUUAGAGUUUAUGGAAUUACACAAGACCCAGAAACAAAAAAUUACAUGAUGGUUUUGCCAUAUGCGGAGGAUGGAAGUUUAAGAGCUUAUUUAGAUAAAAAUUAUCAUGAAUUAUCUUGGGAAACUAAGAUAGGAUAUUUACACCAUAUUACAUCCGGACUUAAGAGUAUUCAUAAUAAUGGACUAACUCAUCGAGAUUUACAUAUUGGGAAUAUACUUAGUUUUGGUUUUGUAUCUCAAGUUAUGAUAACUGAUAUGGGAUUAUGUAAACCUGCAGAUUAUAAUGCAUCGGAAAAUCCAAAAAACA